ACAACAAUAGCAGAUCCCACAACAACCACAACUGCUUCCACAACAACCCCAGCUGCUCCCACAACAACAGCAGCAGCACCAACGACAACUACAGCUGCGGCUACAACAACAACAGCUGCACCCACAACAACCACUGCAGCUCACACAACAACCACUGCUGCAGUUAUCACAACCACAGCUGCUGCUACUACAACAAUAGCAGAUCCCACAACAACCAUAGCUUCUUCCCCAACAACCACAGCUGCUCCCACAACAACCGUAGCUGCUCCGACAUCAACCACAACUGCUCCCACAACGACCAGAGCUGAUUCCAUAACAACAGCAGCAGCACCAACGACAACUACAGCUGCGGCUACAACAACUACAGCUGCAUCCUCAACAACCACUGUAGCUCACACAACAACCACAGCUGAAGUUACCACAACUGCUGCCACGACAACAAUAGCAGAUCCCACAACAACCACAGCUGCUCCCUUAACAACCACUGCUGCUCGUAUAACAACUGCAACUACACCCACAACAACCAUAUCUUCUCCCACAACAACCACAUUUGCCCCCAUAGCAACAGCAGCUGCUGCAAUAACAACCACAGUUGCAUCAACAACAACCACAGCCAUCCUCACCACAACCACAGCCGCUCCCACAACAACCACAGCUGCUGCUACGCCAACUACAGCUGCUCCAGCAACAACCACAGCUGCUCUGAUCAAAGCUACCACAACACCGGCACCUCCACCACCGGAGGUGAAGUUGGAGUUCAAAUUAGAGCAAAACUUCACGGCAGACUUGAAUAAUACAUCUUCAGCAGAGUUCCAUGCAUUAGCAACCAUUGUGGCUACAGCGUUGGACACAGUUUACCAAAACAAAUAUGGAUCCCGUUUCAAUCGCACAGAGGUCCUAGGUUUCAGUGAAGGUUCGGUUGUGGUAGACGCUAAGCUGAUAUUUAACAAUGCCAGCUCAGUCCCUGAGUCCAGUGCGGUGGUCACAACUUUGACAGAGAGUGUCUCAAGCAACAGCUCUAAUUUUUCUCUCCCAUUGAACACAGCUUCUAUCACAGCAACAAGAGUUGUUUCAACCCCAGCUCCAACUACUACUUCUACUCCGGUUCCUCCAAUGUCAACAGUGUAUAUGGUCGUGCACGCAACGUCCGCCCCUUUGAACAUGUCAAUGCAGCACAUUACAGGGAAUGCAACUUCGGCCCCCUCAAACGUGUCAACUACAAACACGGUAGUUGACACGGUACUCAACACAACAGCCCCUGCAACGAACGCAGUAGUCAAUGCAACGGCACCUCCAACUACUCCAGUAGUCAAUGCAACAGCUCCUCCAACUACCACAGUAGUAAAUGCUACUGUAGCUCCAACCGCUCCGGUAACCAAUUUGACCGAAACACCAAAUAUCCCAGUACCAACUAUCCAAGUACCAACUACCCAAGUGCCAACUACAAAGACAGCCCCAGCAACAGAGGAGCCAUUGACCAGCCCUCAACUGUCACUGCAGUUCAGCCUGACAUCUAACUUUACUAGCUCUCUGAGCAACAGCAGUUCACCAGAGUUCCUGGCAUUGGCUAAACAAGUGUCUACACAGCUGGAUAACUUGUUCAAGGCUGAAUUUGGAGCCAGAUUUAUUCAAACUGUUGUCAAUAGAUUCCGGUCAGGAUCAAUUGUGGUGGAGUCUACGUUGAUAUUCAACAACAUCAGCUCAGUGCCUAACACUAGCCUGUCAGCACAAACUUUACAAACUGCCAUUACUUCCAACACCUCUGGCCUGACCUUGCCUGUUAAUUCAUCGUCCAUUGUGGUCACGCGCACUACUACAAUGACUACUGCAGCUCCAACCGCAGCAACCACCACCGUUGCAGCAAGUGCUGCUCCAACUGCAGCAAGUGCUGCUCCAACUGCAGCCACUGCUGCUCCAACUGCAGCAAGUGCUGCUCCAACAGCAGCCACUGCUGCUCCAACUGCAGCAAGUGCUGCUCCAACAGCAGCCACUGCUGCUCCAACUGCAGCAAGUGCUGCUCCAACUGCAGCCACUGCUGCUCCAACUGCAGCCACUGCUGCUCCAACUGCAGCCACUGCUGCUCCAACAGCAGCCACUGCUGCUCCAACAGCAGCCACUGCUGCUCCAACUGCAGCCACUGCUGCUCCAACUGCAGCCACUGCUGCUCCAACAGCAGCCACUGCUGCUCCAACAGCAGCCACUGCUGCUCCAACUGCAGCCACUGCUGCUCCAACUGCAGCCACUGCUGCUCCAACUGCAGCCACUGCUGCUCCAACUGCAGCCACUGCUGCUCCAACUGCAGCCACUGCUGCUCCAACUGCAGCCACUGCUGCUCCAACUGCAGCUGUCACCACGCCACCCCCAACAGUGGCCACCACCACCAACGCUGCUCCGGCGGCAGCCACCACCACUGCUGUCGCAUCAACUGAUCCCCCAUCUUCUAGUGAAGGAACCCUGAGUCUUCGGUUUAGCCUCAACCAGAUGUUCACCUCAGAUCUUGCCAACUCGUCCUCUUCAGCAUUCAAGGCUCUGGCUGGCACAGUGGUCUCGGAGGUGAACAAGAUUUUUGUUAACACCCUAAGCUUCAAUCGUUCCAUUGUCAACUCAUUCAAGAGUGGCUCCGUAGUUUCCAACAUGACACUCGUGUUCAGUAACAAAUAUUCGGUUCCCAGUGCAAGCAGCGCACAGGCAACUUUCACCAGCAGUUCCACCUCCCUGAACAUCCUACAGGGCAGCGUCAGUGUUGAGUCAUCAGUCAAUUCAGGAAGUGCUCCCCGACCCACUGCCUUCUGUCUGUCUGCCUUGCCUCUCACGUUGGCACUGCUAAUGGUACAGUUGCUGGGUAACUAAUAGCUUGUGUCAUAGCUGCUGUGGCAUUGGCUUGACCAAUGAACUUGACCAAUUUUGACCAAUUUUCCAGCUCUCAUAGAGACACCCUUAAGAUGAAUGACCUGCUUUGGCAGAAGAAUGCACAAUGGACUGUACCUGUGUUAAUUACAAAAUAAAUAUGUAUUUCAUGUACAUACCCCCAAGUACACAAAAACAAAAACACACCUAAAUGUACUUUUUGAUGUCAAGUAUAAUAUUUGUGACAUUCCUUAAGAAUUCGUGUUGUUUUUUUUCUGCUUAUGAGUAUUGAUAUUCAUAGUAUUGAUAAUUAAGGGAUAAAACAAAGGUAUGGAUUUUUUUUGACAAACCAAUGCUAAAAUGUAUGCAGCAAGGUAAAAUGCCUAUACCUUAUCUUUCAAGUGACUAUACUUAUCCAUAUAGGCUCUCAAAGACAUUACUUAUUUAUUUGGAGCUUGCACAUGUUUUAUCUGUUAGAUUUAUAUGGAAAAUAACUUAAAAAAUGAGAACCUUUCCUGCAACAUGAGACAUCCAAAUCCUAUUGUAUAAUUUGUUUGCUUUUGUGUUGCCUUUUUAAUUAUGAACUGCUUGUAACUACUACAUUUAACUACUACAUUUAACUACUGCAUUUAACUACUGCAUUUAACUACUACAUUUAACUACUGCAUU
Messenger RNA from Oncorhynchus mykiss (rainbow trout), 3516 nucleotides. RefSeq lists its product as uncharacterized. The record is from RefSeq and is a predicted model, not a curated record. Lineage: Eukaryota; Metazoa; Chordata; Actinopteri; Salmoniformes; Salmonidae.